Molecule: messenger RNA, 348 nt
Organism: Lactuca virosa
Lineage: Eukaryota; Viridiplantae; Streptophyta; Magnoliopsida; Asterales; Asteraceae
Source: the annotation of a GenBank genome assembly
AUGGGUCAAAAAACAAAUGAUAAAAAAGAAAAUGAAGAUAAAGACGGAAAUGGUGAAGAAGACAAUUAUAAUGAUGGAAGUCAAUCGGAAGUAGAUUAUUUUCUUGAUUCAAACGAAGUAGAGAAUGAAGGAAUAAUGAAUGAUGGAGAUAACAAUCAAAAAGAAGGUGAAACUGAAGUAAAAGAGAAAGAUGGAAAGAACAAUGAAAAUGAGAAUGAUGAAGAGAAAAACGAUAAUGAGGCUGAAGAAACAAAUAAUCAUGGAGAGACUUUUCAACAAAGUGAAAAUGAAAAUAUGUUGGAUAAAGUUGUUGACAACAUUGUCGAUAAUGUCCUUGAUCUUUUAUAG